AUGUUAAGAGAUUUAAUUAAUAAUCAUACUCCUUUAAAAAGUAAUUUUGAGAGAUUAUCUACUCUAUUUCAAUGUGCUAUAAAUGCAUAUAAAUAUCCCUUAAAGUAAAUUAUAAUAAUCAUAAUCUUUAAAGUGGUAACCAUCUAUCUUAAUUGGGAGAAUUAUCAGGUUAUUAUUGCGUUGAAGAUAUUCACAAAAGAAUGCUCUAAAAUCCUAUUGGUUAAAGAAUACUUAAAGAUAAACCUAGGGUUACUCCUGAAACAUUCAAAAUAGAAGAAUUGUUGAAAUUAGACCAAAAUACAUUUGGGUAUUUAUUGAUUAUUACUCAAUUCUAGUUAUUAAUAUGGAAAAUUUAUGAAGGAAAGAGAUUUCUCGAGUGGAGAAAGACCGAUUGUUAAAUAUAUACCAGAUUUAGAAUUAGCAUAUGUUUAUCAAAGAUAUAAAGAAGUAAAAUUCUUAUUUUAAAUUAAGAUUCAUGAUUUUAUUCAUGUUUUACUUAUGUAUGAUGUAAGUGUCUAUGAUGAAAUUGUUGUUAAAUGGUUUGAAAUGGCUUAACUUGGAUUACCUUCAGCAACCUUAAGUGCAUUUGUUGGAUCAUUCAAAUUAAAUUGUUAAGAAAAAUAAAAACUUAUAGAAACAUUACCUGAUAUAUUGAAAAGAGCCAACAAAAGCGAAUUUAUUAUGAAUGUUUAUUUUGAAGAACAUAUAAACACUGAUAUUACAUAACUUAGAAAAUCGUUGAGAUUAUUAUGA
Molecule: messenger RNA, 753 nt
Organism: Paramecium sonneborni
Lineage: Eukaryota; Ciliophora; Oligohymenophorea; Peniculida; Parameciidae
Source: the annotation of a GenBank genome assembly